AUGGCUACCGUCAAGAAGGGAAAGAAGGUAAAGAAGGGCUCUGCGGCACCUAGUACUCCGCUCGACGCCCCCGACAUGUACAUUCGCGACAGUCGACUCCGCCGGCGUCUGCCUAGUAACGCUACUAGGGAGCAGGUCUCGCAACACACGAUGCGCCACAGCAUCGCUACGGGGACGUUCGAAGACGUCAAAUUCUUCCUCUUCUCGCGCCGCAAGCGUUCGGGCAUCGUCUACGCCCCUCGCCCGCUGUUCGCGAAUAGCGCGCUGGUUUGCAAGGCGUCGGCGCACUUCGAUUUCGUGUUCGCCGCGAGGUUUGUGGAGAGCGAGAUGUCGCUUCGGGCGCUUUCGGGCGACAACCGACAGGCCGCGUCUCAUCAUGCGGUGCCCCUUCCUGCUGUUGUCACGGACGACCUAGAGGCUUCAAGUUCUCCGGUGGGCACGUUGACUGUGUUUACUGGGGAGGAGAAACACAACCAGGCGCAAGUGAAGGCGGACGAAGAUACGCUCGAGGAUCGUUUCAUCCAACCCUUAAGCGGUGAGGGCGCCGCAGAUUCAGCGGUUCAGAUAUGCCGGAGGCCCGGACGCGUGGUGAUGAUUGAAGACAUCGCCCAUCGAACAUGGGAGGCAUUCAUCUACUAUGCCUACUUCGAGCAGGUGUCAUUUGCGCCGCUCGGAUCUCAGAAUCUGGCUCGUGUCCCUACCAAGCCCUACCAAGCCCCUCAGUGCUCGCCGAAGUCCAUGUUCCGCCUCGCGGAGAAGUAUGGCGUAGAGAAGCUCAAGCAGCUCGCCGCGGCGGACUUGCAAACUAAAAUGAUCGCCCACAACAUAUUCGUCGAGCUCUUCUCUUCGUUCACGAUGACAUACCCUGGUGUCCUGGAUGCCGAACUUCAGUACCUCCGCGACCACAUCGCUGAGGAGGCGGUGUACCGGCAGAUCCCGACAUGGGUUCAAGCUUUGGAGGACGGGACAUUACCUCACGGAGCUACAGCCGUAUUAUCGAGGGUGCUCAAAGGGCUCGCCACCGGCGCCGCUCGUUACGGCCAGCAAUGGUGA
Molecule: messenger RNA, 1053 nt
Organism: Trametes versicolor FP-101664 SS1
Lineage: Eukaryota; Fungi; Basidiomycota; Agaricomycetes; Polyporales; Polyporaceae
Exons: 8
Coding region: 1-1053 (350 amino acids)
Source: RefSeq, a predicted model, not a curated record